AUGAGUAAAAAUCAAACUAUUCAAGAAUUUGACGAGAACUUCUUUAGCAGCAUUGCUGUACCGAAAGUGAAGGAUUACUCGAGACUUUCGAGUUCACCAAGCAGAGAUCAGCCAUGUGAAUCUUCGUAUUUUGAGAAACACUUCCCAAAUCUGGAAUGCGACACUCCUGUAAAAAUGAAACUUCCAUCAGCUGUUCGUGAAUCCGGUGACGCGUUACCUACUGGAAAUAUGGACAACUUCUUAUCCUCGUCGUCAUCCUCUGAGAGCACCGUACAUGUUGUUGAACAAAACGAAUCUGUGGAGACGGCUGCUCCAGCCAAACCAGUACCACACCAAAACAGAGAACCACUUAAGAUUGUGCCAAACGACACAGCGCCGGUUCCAGCAAAGCCAUACGGAGAAAAUCAAUUGAUUGAAAGUCUCGAGAAGUUGACAAUGUUUGCUGCAAAAGAACCAGAGGAACGUCUUUCACAGCGUCGUCGUUCUGAGCAGAAGAAGAAACAAGAGGAAGAGAACAAGCGGCGAUCAGCACUUCCAGCUGCCAAUCGUGCUCGCUCGAUCAGCACAAAACGAUCAGUAUCUCGAGAACCAACAGCAGCUGCGACAAGAGAAUCAUCAAUUCCUCGUUCUCGACACAACUCGGUGACCCGUACCAUCUCUGCACCAAUCACGAACGCUGCAACCGGAGUUGUCACUCGUGCCAUGGCUGCUCGCGCCGCUGAGGUUACUUUCAAGGCGCCUGGUGUCCGUCGCAGUGUUAUGCCGAUGAAAAUCGCUCAGAAGACGCCAGUAGCAGCGGUGAAAAACGACGCAGCUCCAGGAAGUGGAGACAGAUCUCGUGACCGUACUCGUCGGACGAAUACAACCGGAACUUCGUCGUUCCGUCGUAGUGUAAUGCCGAUGAAGCCAACUGGAUCUACAACACCAAUUGCACCACCUCGACGUUCUGCAUCCGUCACCAAAACUACGGUUUCUCUCAGUAAAAUGACACCGAAAUCUCGCCCGAUUGCUACAGCCAACCGUUCGUCAAUUCUUCGUAUGAAUGUUGUCAAACCUACCGCUCCACCUACUGCCGCCGCCGCUGAUUCGGAAGCUCAACAGAAGCGGUUGGCUGCUGCUCGCCCUGCAGCUCCUGUGGCUCAAACUGCACGAAGCCGUCAGGCACUAAGACCAUCUUCUGGACAACGGCCUGCUCGCCCGCCAGUGGUUACCACACGUGCUCGAUCUGUCGAUCGUGCGGGUCAACAGCCUCCAACAACUGCUGGCGCCGCUACUCCUGCUGCGAAGGUCAACCGGAGUGAUCUUUUCAAUCGUUUGGCUAUUCCGAAAUUGUCGGCAACCCCACGCGUCUCACAUGACGGUCCAACGUCGAGCCUUCGCAAAACUGCUGUUCGCCCGGUCCCUUCAUACAUUUACAAUGUCAACAAGGGGUAUGAGAAGAAACCAUGGAUUAAUUGA
Molecule: messenger RNA, 1458 nt
Organism: Caenorhabditis remanei
Lineage: Eukaryota; Metazoa; Nematoda; Chromadorea; Rhabditida; Rhabditidae
Exons: 4
Coding region: 1-1458 (485 amino acids)
Source: RefSeq, a predicted model, not a curated record